Molecule: messenger RNA, 5051 nt
Organism: Lymnaea stagnalis (great pond snail)
Lineage: Eukaryota; Metazoa; Mollusca; Gastropoda; Lymnaeidae
Source: the annotation of a GenBank genome assembly
ACAUCUAUACCCUGCAGUGUCAAGCCUCAUAGUUUGGAAAGCACUUAAAAACAUUAAAACUACUUUUACUCUUGCAUAAAUUCUUCUCUGAAAAUAACCUUCUUAAGAUUUAUUUGGUUUUUCUUUCUUAAUACAGAUUAAAUUUGAAUUACCAAAAUAAUGGGGAAAAAAGAUAGUGAAGGCAAACCAAGAGGACGCAUGUCAUCUUACGCAUUCUUUGUUCAGACCUGUAGAGAAGAGCACAAGAAAAAACAUCCAAAUGACACAGUUGUUUUUACAGAAUUCACCAAGAAAUGUGCAGAAAAAUGGAAGGUAUAGGAUAUAUGGGGGAAACGUUAUUUAUUUCAUUUAUUAUUCUUCCCAUGUUAUAAUAUGUAAAUUAGUUACUUUUAACGGAAAUUUUAAAUUAUCAUAAAAGAUACAUGAGGCAUCAUUUGAAAUGGCUAGCUUCACCAAGAAAAUCUAUUUUUUUCAUUGUGUCUUGUUUUGCACCCAUCUGCUUUCUGUUGAUGUGGCAAAAAUUGAAGUACGUAUAUACAAAUAUUGAAAAAUAUUAAUAAUUUAAGGAUUUGCAUCCAUAGGAGAUGACUCCGAAAGAAAAAAAAAGAUUUGAGGAUAUGGCAGAAAGGGAUAAAGCUAGAUACGAGAGGGAAAUGUCUUCAUAUGUUCCAUCUGGUGGUCAGUCAAAAAAGAGAAAGCGGACUAAAGAUCCUAAUGCUCCUAAAAGAGCACUGUAAGUAUUUUGUGUUGGUUUUUUUAAGCAAAAAAAAUUCAAAGGAUGUUUAUAACUAUACUUUUGUUGGUAAAUGUCCCUCAGCCCUAUGAACAUUCAUUUUCCCUCAUUGCCACUACAAGAGGAAAGGUUAUCUGAUAAACCAUAUUAAAACUUAACAUUUUGAUGCCAAUAAAUCAGUCGAGAGAAAUUGUCAUCUUCAUCCAUUCAGAUUCAGAGUUGAUUUAUUAUGAAUACAAAAAUGUAAAUUAAAAAAAAAAAUCACACAAAUCCACCAUACAAGGGAAGUUACUAUGGGAAGUUAAAAAUGAGAACUAAAAAUAGUCUUCUCCCAUUUUAAAUAUAGCAUUUUAAAAAAAAUGGUUUAAUUUAGUUCUAUAUGAUUGUAAUUCCUUGCUGUUGUAAAAUAUAAAUAAAAUAAAACUUAAAAAUACAAUUUAGUUUUGCUCUUAUUGAUUAAAGUAAUUUAAAGAAAAAUAAAUUCAUAGUUGUACUCUAAUUCACUAUAAAUUUUAUUCAUUUUAAUUCUUUUGUAUGGUUUUCACAACAAAUCACAAUAUUUUAAUCACUUAUCAGACCAUUUCAGAACAUCAGUCCUAGCAAGUGGCUUUACAAUAUGUUUUGCUUGUUUUCCUUUUUCUGCCAAACCUAAGAAAUAUUUUUUUUAGGAAAAGUUGUGCUUGUUUUUUCCUUGCAUAAGUGGAAGCAGCUAUGUUAUUUGAUUUUAUCAUCCAUUUGAAAUAACUUGAGAGGGUGGUGGGGUCCCAGCAACACCAUCAUUGAUGCAUAAUGUACAUCAUCAAUAUAAGUAAGAUAGAAAUACAUUUUUCCAAGAGCAUUGUGACUUUUUUCAAUUUAUAAAAGUUUCUUCAUUAUUUUUGCAGGUCAGCGUUUUUCUUCUUUUGUGCAGAGGAACGGCCAAGUGUGAGAGCUGCUCAUCCUGGUAUAGGGGUGGCUGAUGUGGCUAAAGAAUUAGGCAAGAAAUGGGAAACAUGUCCAAACAAGAAUAAAUUUGAGCAGCUAGCAUUAGAGGAUAAGGCAAGAUAUGAAAGGGUAAGAUUCUAGUUUAGACUGUUUUAAAAACCUUUUCAUGUUCACUAAACUUAAUUUAAUCCCUUUUUAAAAAGUAAUUCAGUCUUUUUAGUAAUGUUCAAAUGUCAGUUCUAUUUUUUAAAUUUUAAAGGGUUUAGAUCUUUUUUAAGUUUUAAUUAUCAAAUCAUUGGAACAAGAUCAGCUUUGAAGGUGAGUAUUUAAAGGAAUAAAAGAAACUGGCAUGAGUAAUUUGCAAUUACAGUAGAUAUAUGUUGCAUGUAAAAUGAAAUUAAAGAAACAGCAAACAUUUAAUUAAUUCAUCAUUUAAUUUGUUUUUAAGGACAUGCAAGUAUAUCGUGGUGGUGGAGGUGCGAGUGCUGCUGCGCCAAGGGUUUCUCCAAAAAAAGCUAAAGUUGAAGACGAUGAUGAUGAAGAUGAUGAUGACGAUGAUGAUGAUGAUGAGUAAAAGUUUUGCACUGGUUGUUCAAGGAUGUAAAUUUUUUUCACACAAAAUUCAUCAUGUACAUAAGCAUUUAUGCGACCUUAUUGUAAUUUCUCAUUGCUAUCUGUCAUUGCUUUUUGUUUUCAUGAUCAUCUAUGUCCAUUAUUUUGUUUAUUAAUGAUGCAUUAUCUUGGCACAUCUUUGAAGCAGUUAAAAUAAAUAAAUGAAAUGAAAUAGCUUCAGAAGGUUGGUAAAUUUUAAUAAGAUUGCAAUCAGGUUAGGUAGAAAGAAAUAAGUGAAACAAAGUAUGGAAAACCCUGAAAGGAUGCAACAAAACAACGAACAUGCCUGCAAGAAGCCUUUUUCAGCGAACAAACGACAGUAUAAACCAAAUAAAAUAAACACAGCUGCAAUGUAGUAUCUGAGAGGACAGUAAGAGGAAUGUGAUCAUACCUCUUGGAUACUACAUUGCAGGUAUGUGUUGUUGCGUCCUAUUUUCAGGUUUUCCCAUUUUUUUUGUUUCACUUAUUUCCUAAAUUUUAAUAAACGUUGUGACUUCUACUCCAGAACGUGUUUCAGUAAAUAGGUUAAUUUUAAUUAUCAUGGCCUCAAUGUGGUGAUUGGUAAUACAGCAACCAUCUCGUUUUGUAUAAAGUAAGAAUGUAGUUUCUUAAUUGCUUAUACAGGUAUCUACUUUUAAAAAAAAAAGUUAUCAAUAUCCACACCUAAUAUAUUGUAACAGUAUGAGAUUUCUUGUCACAAUAAAGAACACACCAAAGCACAUGGGGUACCCCCAGUUCCCCCUUUUUCUCUUACAAGAAAACAAAAGCAGUGCUUUGUAAAAUGGUUAUUGUAGAAGCAUAGCAUUUAUUAGGCUGUCUUAUCUUGGGUGAGUGUAAAUGGUAGUAAAGAAAUGGAUACAUUUAAAUUGUUGUUCAAAAAGUCUGUUUAAUAAUAUACUCCUAUCCUAAUAGUGACCAUUGAAGGACUUAGAUCAGUGGUGACAUUAAAUUAGUUUAACAGUUUUAUUUAUACAUUUCUUUUGUAUAUUGUAAAUUUUAAGAAUAAGUAAUAUAUGGAAGUGAUUUUACACAUUAAUAGAUUCAACAAAAAUAAUCUGAUUCUUGGAGAUCUGAAAAUAAUUAACUAAGCCUGGCUUAUCACCAUUUAAAGUCUAAUUGAAAUGGAAUGUUUAUUUUAUAAAGUGACAUGUUAUUUCAGGGAUUAAUUAAAUCAAAUGCCAAAGUUUCUCAAGAGUUUCUGCAAUGAACAAGUGCAAACAAGUGCAAUCUUAUAAACCAUAACUUGAGCAUACAAAUUUUAAAAUUAAACCUUAAACAAUUUCUUUAAACAGGAUUAUAUAUUUUAUGUACAGGCACACUGCCAUAUUCCCAGUGUAUACCAAAGCCCAAGAUUUUUUUCUUUUAUUAUCAAAUUUUGUUAUUAAAAAUGAUAGUAGCUUAAUUCUGAAAGUCAAAAGUACUUCAAAUAGUCCUAAUUUAUGAUGAUCAUAUUCAAUAUUUUUACCGUGGAUAGUUUCAGUUGUAAAUCUGAAAAAAAGGACUUAGUUUAUCAAUGAAAUCUUUAGUCUGUAAAUCAGUCAUUAGAAGUAUGAAUGUCCUAUUUAUUUCCUUCAUUGUAAUUCUUUAUAUAUAUAUAUAUAAAUAUAUAUAUACUUUAUUAAAAAAAAGUCUUUAAAUUUUUUUUUGUUCAGAUGUUAUGAUAUUGUCGCUUUGCCCAACUUGCUGUUAUGGUUUCUUACAUGGACAUUAAAUAGCAUUGAAAGCCAAGUGCCAUAUCAAUGAUUGAAAUGGAAGCCAAGGGGACCUACUGGAAGCUGGCUUUUUUAAAAUAAGAUCUUUUUAAGUUCAUUGAUUGUUGGUGUCAGCUGUACAGAGCCAGUCUUUGGCUUCACACAAUGUAUGAUUUUGAUUGGUUUUUGUCAUGUGGUGCGAUACCCAAUAUUUGAAAAUAUUGGGAAGGCAAAAAAAAAAGAUUUUGAAAUGACCAGAUUUUUCACUCACUCAUUUUUAAAUGUAAUUGUUUAGCAGACUAACUAUUGUCAGUUUAUUUUAUUUUUGGUCAUUCUGAAAUCCAUCAAAACUUUGUGCAUAUUUCCCUACAAGAAUUUCCCUCUUUUGACCAAAAUAAAUCGGUUUUAAAUUUUAAUGAUUGCAUUUUGUUUAUUAUAUUUAUAUUGUUAACUUUAAUUAAGCUGACACUCUGAAGUUUUUAAUUGGUAAAUGCCAAGUUAAUGAUUAUAAAUUAUAAAUAUUUAUAAGCAGUUUUUCACAUUUUGAGUAAACUUUACAAAUCAAUCAUCUUCAUCUCAAAUGGACCCAAUCUGGAUUAUCCAUCUCUAGUUAAUUGCUAAAUUUCAAUAUCAUGUCCACACAAACACUAUUACAUGAUGUUCAUGAUGUUCAUGAUGUUAACUAAAACAGUUGAUAAAAUUCAGCAAGGAAAAAACAAAAAAUUUUCAAGAUUUAUGUGGGUACUAAUUAAUACUGAUGCUCAUGAUAAAACUGCUCCAAAAUAUAAAAGUUGCUGAAAGUUGUGAUCUAAACAAGAAAUAUAUAUCUUCAAUGUUACUGGCAAAGUAUAAAAUCCAGGCAUUGUAUAGAUUGCCUUACCAUUGCAAAUGUAUAGAAAAUAAAAUACUUGAGGAUUUCAGUAUAAAAUACCUUGUAUUUCAUUGCCUGGGACUUAAGCAAUAUAUAUAACACAUUAAGUUCCAAUAGACAGUUGAGUUGCACUUGAUCUUGGUGAGAAAAGUUAACCCAUGGAAAUUUUUAAUCCAGUAUUUAUAUCAUAAUAAUUAAUUGUGUAUUAGUAGAAAUAGAG